This is a messenger RNA of Helicoverpa zea (corn earworm), 2406 nucleotides long. RefSeq names its product protein TAPT1 homolog. Gene Ontology annotation, cellular component: endoplasmic reticulum membrane; ciliary basal body. NCBI's taxonomy places the organism in Eukaryota, Metazoa, Arthropoda, Insecta, Lepidoptera, Noctuidae. The transcript has 10 exons. Gene Ontology annotation, biological process: maintenance of protein localization in endoplasmic reticulum; positive regulation of cilium assembly. The coding region runs from base 145 to 1956 and encodes 603 amino acids. The record is from RefSeq and is a predicted model, not a curated record.
UCAUCAUUAUUCAUUAUUGUCAUUUGAAUCUGUCAAUAAAUAAAUUUUUGGAUCGUUAGUUACCGCAUUAGAAGAAAAAUUCUAUCAAAAUCAAUACAAAUGUGAUAGGGAUUUGUACUUUGAUAUACUUGGAAUCUGAACAUCAUGAUAGUCAAAAACGAGGAUAUGCAGGAACACACUAAAAGGUUACGGUUCAAAUCUAUAACCAAUUCACAAAAUUCGUCCGGCGAUGUGAGUUUUGAUAAAGGAGUGAAGGAAACGAAAUAUAAAGAUGCUGAGAAGGCAGCCUCCUUAUUUGCGUUUUUGCACGUAGAACUAACAAGAGGAUAUUUAUUAGAACAUGACGAAGAAAGAUUUUCAGCCCGACGAGAAAAAGUAUAUUCCUUUAUUAAAAUUCCUCAGGAAUUGGAAAAGUUCAUGGCCUAUGGAUUCUUUCAGUGUGCAGACUCCUUGCUGUUUGUUUACACAUUCCUUCCACUAAGGUUUAUCAUGGCCAUUUGGACUUUUUUUAGCAGACUUUUCAGGAAGUGUUUCGGAUUUCAUUCAAAUUCUCGCAAAAGUAUACUGAAACCAGCUGAAACAUGUGACAUGCUUAAGGGUUUCAUUUUAGUCAUUUGCAGUAUUUUAAUGUGCUAUAUAGAUACAAAUAUGAUGUAUCAUUUAGUGAAGAGUCAGAGUGUCAUGAAAUUGUAUAUAUUUUACAAUAUGUUGGAGGUUGGUGACCGUCUGUUCUCAGCUUUUGGCCAGGAUACUAUUGAUGCACUGUUCUGGACAGCUACUGAACCCCGGGAUAGAAGGAGGGAACAUCUGGGAGUUAUACCUCAUCUUUUGUUUGCUAUGAUCUAUGUGUUUCUUCACAGUUUACUGGUGCUGUUUCAAGCUACAACACUGAAUGUAGCCUUUAACUCUAAUAAUAAAAGUCUUCUUAUCAUAAUGAUGUCGAACAAUUUUGUAGAAUUAAAAGGCAGUGUCUUCAAGAAGUUUGACAAGAACAAUCUCUUCCAAGUGUCAUGUAGUGAUGUGAGAGAACGGCUGCAUCUGUCUGUGCUACUAUUUAUAGUAGUUCUGCAAACUAUGAAGGAGUACAUGUGGAGGGAAGAACGAUUCUGGAUACUUGCACCUGAUUGUGUUCUGGUGCUCACUUUUGAGGUCAUCAUUGAUUGGGUCAAGCAUGCUUUUAUUACCAGGUUCAAUGAGAUUCCCUAUGGAGUAUAUAGAGAAUAUACAGUGAGUUUGGCAUACGAUGUGGCACAAACCAGGCAGAAGUACGCCUUCAGUGACCACUCAGACUUAGUGGCACGUAGAAUGGGCUUUAUACCUUUGCCUCUAGGAGUUGUUAUUACCAGAGUAUUGGUACAUGCUGUUAAAGUCGACGGAUUUGCCGCAAUCUUCUUAAUAUCCAUUGCAUAUUUGUGCCUUAUAUCAGUAAGAGUUCUCGUAUCGAUUGUGAUACUUGGAAAAGCUUGUGAUUUGAUUACACAGCAUCAGACGGAGAAAAAUGAGAGCUACCACGCUACGCCUAAAAAAGAACAAAAGGAUAUGACCCCAAAAGACAUAGCCUAUACUCACAAAUCACCGGAAGCUGAGAUGCCCCCACCUAAGAAGCCAACACAGUUGAAAUUUACGGUUCCUGAAAAUGUUAUUAUGAGCGAGCCAUUGGUAGACGCGUCAGUUGGUGCCGCGGCGAUAUUCUCGAACAGCGCGAUUGAUCUAAAUGGCGUGUGCUAUUUGAAUGACAAAAUGAACGCGCAAGUCAAACAAGAGGCCGGUGACUUCCUUGAUACUGAAAUGGUGGAUGUAAGCAGGAGUGCACCGGAUAUAAAGGCGGCCAGUGUAAGCGCCCAGGCUGAAGUGACGGAGCGGCCGCUGUCCCCCGACGCGGAAGGGCUCAAGCGCCGCUCCGAGUCCGAACCCAAUCUUGUGAAAGCCGAAGAACACUACGAGGAGGCCACAUAGCACACCCCGUGCUCCAUGGUAAACAUCCAACUGUAACCUUACGCGGUCUAGUCUACGGUUAAAAAACACAUUCGUUCUUUUUAUGAAAAGAAAUAAAAAUGAUUCACGAUAUCUCUCUGAUUGUUUAUAAGAAAAUGUCGAGGAUUAGAAACUAGCGUGUUUCGUCUAGAUUUGGUUUUUCAGAUGUGUGUACUGUUUUAUACUAGAUUUGACUGGGUUUUAUAUUUAAUAUUUUUUUAGAUUUUAGAUAUUUCGUGUUGACAAUAUUUUAAAAAAUGAUCUAUGCUCGGGUCGUCAGAUCCUUACGCGUUAUCGGUGAAACAGAGUUUAAGUGAACAAAGCAGAUAUUUAGUUAAAAGUACCUUGCUUUCUAUCACUGAUGAAUGACGUCGAGUUGUACAUUGUUAAUAUAUAAAACAAUAAAAUUAAACAUUUUUCGUGUUGAACAUG